GCACGGCACCAGCCAACGCGGGGGCUCACCCACCUUCCCACCGUUACCAUUGAUAUUUGAGAUUUGAAAAUUGUGAAUGAAUUGAAUUUUUCUCCCUCCUCCGUCAUCGUCUUCAUGUUUCUGUCUCCCGUGAUAUGAGAUAUUUGUCCCGCACUACGCCUCCUCCACCCCUCCCCAAUAAAAUUCACCCAAACUGCUCAGCUCACCAACUCGGCCCUCCAAAGUCAAAAAUUCCACAAAUAUCAUUCAUUCCUCCUACUUCUACCCAUAUUUAUUUAUUCAAUCUGUCUGCUGUAUUUCUUAUUCGUUUAAUUAUUACACGCAAAUGCUGAAGAUUGCCGUCGUCCUUCUCCUCCUCAUUGUCAUUGUCAUCCUAAUCUAUUGUCUCUGCGGAGGCAUUCCUUAUGGCGACCUGGUCAGCCCCACUGCCGAACACCUCCUCAGCAGGGGGGAGGAGGAUUCCGGUAGUCAUACAGAAUUUCCUACUUCUCUCGUGGCUGGCGAGAAAUGUUUAAUGAGAAUUGCAGUGGUUUCUGCAUGAAUCUUCACAUGUCUUCUCGCUCAAGACUUUGGGCAUUUGGAGCCGUCCUGGUCGCGUGGUUAUGCUGCUCUUCGCUACUUACUGGAGCUCGGGCACAGAUUACCCACCCAGACGAAGUGAUGGCAUUGAGGGCUAUUCGGAGAAGUUUGGAUGAUUCCAUCUUGAAGAAUUUGAGUAACUGGAAUCGGGGAGAUCCAUGUACAGCCAAUUGGACAGGGGUUUUGUGCUUCAAUACAACAAAGAAUGAUGGCUAUCUGCAUGUUGAAGAAUUGCAGCUGCUAAGUAUGAAACUUUUAGGAAGUUUAUCACCAGAGCUGGGCCGCUUAUCUAAUAUGAAAAGAUUGAAUUUUAUGUGGAACAACAUUAGUGGGAGCAUUCCAAAGGAGAUAGGCAAUAUUACAUCAUUGGAACUUCUGCUCUUGAAUGGAAACCUGUUAACGGGUCCAUUGCCUAAAGAGAUUGGUUAUCUUCCAAAUUUGGACAGAAUACAGAUUGACCAGAACCAAAUAUCGGGUUCACUGCCUAGCUCAUUUGCAAAUUUGAACAAAACGAAGCACUUCCACAUGAACAACAACUCAAUUAGUGGGCAAAUCCCACCAGAGCUAUCCAAAUUACCAAGUCUUGUUCACCUCUUGCUGGACAACAACAACUUAUCCGGGUAUCUUCCACCUGAGUUGUCCGAGAUGCCAAGCUUACUUAUACUUCAGCUUGAUAACAACAACUUUGAUGGGAGAAAGAUUCCGGAUUCUUAUGGCAACAUGUCUAAAUUAUUGAAGUUGAGUCUUAGGAACUGUAACCUGCAAGGACCAAUCCCUGAUCUGAGUAGGAUACCACAUCUUGGUUAUUUAGACGUUAGUUCAAACCAGCUCAGUGGAUCUAUCCCACCAAAUAAACUUUCUAAAGAUAUCACGACUAUUGAUUUAUCAAAAAACAAUCUUACUGGAAAUAUACCUGUCAACUUCUCAGAUCUUCCUAAUCUUCAGAGACUGUCACUUGAAAACAAUUCUCUGAGUGGUUCCAUUCCAUCCACCAUUUGGCAAAAUUGGACAUCUAAUGGCACUGAAAAGCUUAUCUUGGAUUUGCAGAACAAUAUGCUUUCAAAAUUUUCAGGCGGUCUUAACCUCCCUCCAAAUGUCACCAUCUGGCUUCAAGGGAACCCAAUAUGCUCUAACGUGAGCCUAGCCCAGUUUUGUGGAUCACAGAAUCGAGAUGAAAAUGAUGUUCAAAGCUCCAAAAAUGUUUCUUUCUCUUGUCCUAGUCCAUGCCCACCUCCUUAUGAAUAUGCACCAGAAUCCCGAAUGCCUUGUUUUUGUGUUGCACCGCUACUUGUUGGAUAUCGGUUGAAAAGUCCUGGGUUCUGGGAUUUUUUACCGUUCUUGAAUCUAUUUGAGGGCUACCUAACCUCUGGUCUCAGAUUGGAUCUUUAUCAGCUAUACAUUGAUUCAUUUAUAUGGGAAGAAGGCCCGAGACUGAAGAUGUAUUUGAAGCUGUUUCCUAUUUAUGAUAUUGAUAGCAACAAUUCUCAUAUCUUCAAUAGCAGUGAGGUUCGGCGAAUCAAAAGCAUGUUUACAGGGUGGAAUAUUCCUGAUAGUGAUAUCUUUGGGCCUUACGAACUUCUUAACUUCACUCUGUUGGACCUCUAUAAGGAUGCUUUUCCCACUUCUCCAACAUCUUCGUUAAGCAAGGGCGCAAUUGCUGGCAUUGUAAUAGGGGGCAUUGCUGGUGCAGUUACAUUGUCUGCAGUUGUUUCACUUCUUAUCUUGAGAAUGCGUUUGAGGAGCCGCCAUCCAGUUUCUAAAAGACGUUUAUUGUCUAAGCUCUCGAUAAAAAUUGAUGGUGUGAGAGAGUUCACAUAUGGAGAAAUGGCGCUGGCAACAAACAAUUUUAACAAUCAAAUUGGUCAAGGAGGGUAUGGAAAGGUCUAUAAAGGCAUUCUAGCUGAUGGAACGGUCGUUGCCAUAAAACGGGCACAAGAAGGAUCAUUACAAGGUGAAAAGGAAUUCUUCACAGAAAUAGAAUUACUAUCUAGGUUACAUCAUCGGAAUCUAGUGUCAUUGAUUGGAUAUUGUGAUGAAGAAGGUGAACAGAUGUUAAUUUAUGAGUUCAUGUCAAAUGGCACUUUGAGGGAUAACCUUUCUGCCAAGUCUAAAGAGCCUCUAAGUUUUACAAUGAGAUUGAGAAUUGCACUGGCUUCCUCCAAGGGUAUCCUCUACCUGCAUACUGAAGCAGACCCUCCAAUAUUUCACAGAGAUAUUAAGGCCAGCAAUAUAUUAUUGGACUCAAAAUUUACUGCAAAAGUUGCUGAUUUUGGCCUUUCACGACUUGCCCCAGUUCCAGAAAUUGAAGGAACUGUGCCUGCUCAUGUAUCUACUGUCGUAAAGGGGACUCCUGGCUAUCUUGAUCCAGAAUACUUCUUAACUCAUAAGCUGACAGACAAAAGCGACGUUUAUAGCCUUGGUGUUGUGUUUCUAGAGCUCCUUACAGGCAUGCAUCCAAUCUCGCAUGGCAAAAACAUUGUUCGGGAGGUUAACGUGGCAUAUCAAUCCGGCUUGAUCUUUUCUGUCAUUGAUGAACGAAUGGGUUUCUAUCCUUCAGAGUGUGCGGAGAAGUUUGUGACAUUGGCCCUCAAGUGCUGCCAAGAUGAGACUGAUACACGGCCUUCGAUGGCGGAGGUGGUCCGAGAACUCGAAAACAUAUGGCUUAUGAUUCCAGAUUCUGACACUAAAGCAGAAGUCUUGAGCACUGACCCAGUGAAGGUGGUUACUCCACACACGUCAUCCUCUGCCAUGAAGAAUCCUUUCUUGUCUUCAGAUGUCUCUGGCAGUGAUCUUGUUAGCGGAGUCACCCCCACUAUCGCACCUAGAUAAAUAUGUAUUCAGGGGGAAAAAGGGAUUUAAUCUAGUUCUGAGGUUUGUCCCUUCCUGGAAUGUAAAUGGAAAAAACUAAUGGAUUCUUAGUCCUUGGUUUCUGUAUAAUCUCAUUUUUACUGCAGUGUUACUUGUAAAACGAUAUGUGGCUUGGCAAAGGAUGUGAGAGGGACUGCUGUGGUGCAAUGUAGUUUUCUGUACUCUAAAAUAUUGAAGUCAUUUGCUUCACGUCUUUAGAAUGACAAUAAUGACAUCGUUUCUG
Malania oleifera is the source of this 3670-nucleotide messenger RNA. RefSeq names its product probable LRR receptor-like serine/threonine-protein kinase At1g06840. The record is from RefSeq and is a predicted model, not a curated record. Gene Ontology annotation, molecular function: protein binding; ATP binding; protein kinase activity. Lineage: Eukaryota; Viridiplantae; Streptophyta; Magnoliopsida; Santalales; Ximeniaceae. Gene Ontology annotation, biological process: protein phosphorylation. The coding region runs from base 508 to 3408 and encodes 966 amino acids. The transcript has 21 exons.